Fusarium verticillioides 7600 is the source of this 2061-nucleotide messenger RNA. RefSeq lists its product as hypothetical. The record is from RefSeq and is a predicted model, not a curated record. Bases 1 to 2061 code for a protein of 686 amino acids. The transcript has 3 exons. Lineage: Eukaryota; Fungi; Ascomycota; Sordariomycetes; Hypocreales; Nectriaceae.
AUGACCAAACAAGAUUCUGGAGAGAACAACGGAUUUCUCAAUCCCAACCACAGUGUGAGGAGGCCCAUUGUUGACGAUAACACGCGAGGCUUAAAGACCGCUGACUGGAAGGUCAGCCUCAUAGGUGGUACGUCUGCCUGUAUCGCCGUUUUUAUCGUCAAUCUUGGCGUCACCAUCUGGUCAACCUUGACACUCGCGGGUAAUCAGGACGGCCUAAAAACCAGUCGAAGAAUCAUCUACGAAGGCUCAUGCUCAACGACCCGUGACUUAAGCAUCGCCAUUCAUCUAGUCAUCAACACUUUUGGUUCGAUCCUUCUUGCAGCCAGCAAUUAUGGUAUGCAAUGCCUGUCUGCACCAACUAGGGCUGAUGUCGAUAGAGCCCACUCGCGCCAAACAUGGGUUGAUAUCGGGAUUCCCAGUUUUCAUAACUUACGGAAAGUAUCUACAAGUAGAGCUAUACUUUGGUGGCUGCUAGUUUUCUCUUCACUGCCACUACAUCUAUUAUUCAACUCGGUAGUCUUCUCGUCCUUAACAACCUACGACUAUAAGGUCUUCACUGUGGACACGAAGCUCAGACAGCUCGCGAGAGAAGCUGGAAACUCGCCUGCGACUUCUUAUCGCUUGGACCUAUUCAAGUCAAGGAACAUAAUAACCAGCAAGCUCGAUAACCUUACCGCCUUAGAGUGCAUCAACGAGUACGGUAUAGCUUUUCAGACAAAAAGGAACGACUUAUUGGUUGUCGUCGAUACUUCACAAUCUGGGGUAUCAAAAAGAACCCAUGAUGCACACCCAGCCUCACUUCAUAACGUCCGACGAGCUACUUGCACCGAAUCAGACUAUGACUGGAUUUGUCCUGAAUGGAACUGUGAUAACCCAUGCCGCCUCCAAUUGCCUCUAGUCAGACGUCAAGCUGAUAACUGGAGGCCAUGGGGUAAUCGGGUUGAAUAUUGCCUUAGCCAGCCAGCACCACAAAGAUGCCGACUGAACUUUGAUGUCUACCUCGCGGCAAUUAUACUUGGGGUAAACUUGAUUAAAGCCAUUACACUGGCAUUUAUCGCACUACGACCUCCAAAGGAACCGCUAUUCAUCCUUGGAGAUGCCAUUCAGUCAUUUUUGACCUUUCCAGAUGAGAACUCUCGUGGAAACUGCUUAGCGUCGGCGCGUACCGUCAGGGCUGGUCAAUUCACUCGACCUUGCACCAUGCACACAAAGCGUAGAAGACGUGGAGUUGCAGUUACUGGAAGGCGUUGGUUCUUCAGUUUUGCCAUGUACGGAAUAGCACUCGGUGUCAGUUGUUUCCUUCUAGCAUGGGGCAUUCGAGAGCUCCCAGGGCCCCACGAUAUUAAAAGCCUAUGGAAUCUGGGAUUUGGAGCUGCAACUGAGCUUACUAUAAUAAGGGGAUUUAGCUGGGAGGAUACUGGUGACGAGAGUCUCUUCUGGAACGUCCUUGUUUCCAACCUUCCGCAACUGGUUUUCUCUCUUCUGUACUUUCAGUACAAUGGCCUCCUUACUUGCAUGGCUGCGGCAAAGGAAUGGAGUGACUUCGGUCGUAAGAGAAAUCCAUUACGGGUUUCCUCUAACCCAAGAGGUCAGCAGCGCUCCCGCUACUUUCUCCAACUGCCUUAUCGCUUCAGCAUCCCGCUUCUCCUUGUCUCUAUUCUGAUGCACUGGAUGUUGUCACAAAGCAUCUUCAUCGUUGCCGUUGAAAAGCGCGAUCUCACGAUGCCAAAUGACUGGUAUUGGGAACUUUUGACGUGUGGGUAUUCUCCAAUUGCUAUUAUUUUCGUCAUAGUUACAUCCAUUUUCAUGGCUGCGGCCGUAAUGAUCACUGCAUGUCGUCGCCUACCGACUGCUAUGCCUGUGGCUGCAAGUUGCAGUCUGGCGAUUGCAGCUGCCUGUCACCAGCCAGACGGUAUCCCAUCACCAGAAGCAUCCUUAUUACCACUUCAAUGGGGUGUAAUGUGGGUUCAAAGAGAGGGAUUUAGUCAGGAGCUCACAGACCAUUGUGGAUUCUCCCAUCACGCAGUAGAGGUACCGCUGGAUGGAAAUCUGUACUUUUAG